This is a messenger RNA of Parasteatoda tepidariorum (common house spider), 2143 nucleotides long. RefSeq names its product tyrosine kinase receptor Cad96Ca. Gene Ontology annotation, cellular component: signaling receptor complex; plasma membrane. NCBI's taxonomy places the organism in Eukaryota, Metazoa, Arthropoda, Arachnida, Araneae, Theridiidae. The record is from RefSeq and is a predicted model, not a curated record. Gene Ontology annotation, biological process: protein phosphorylation; multicellular organism development; cell surface receptor protein tyrosine kinase signaling pathway. Gene Ontology annotation, molecular function: ATP binding; transmembrane receptor protein tyrosine kinase activity; calcium ion binding.
UUAGGAUAAACAUCCACCUCAAAUACCUGUUGGAUCUCCGAUACGGUCCGUGCCCGUAGGACCGCUCCGACAAAUGAUGCCCGCACAAACUGCCAGAUCAUUAACUUUCUAUGAACGCUAGAACACCAGUCAACAUGACCUGAACAAUAAUUCGAUGUUCUUGUUUAAAUAUCAUCGGGAAUAAUAUGUGAUAUGUGCUUUUAAUCUCAUCGGGGGUCUUAUUGACCUGAAAUUGAUACGUAUUAUCAUAAGUGUGGAAUUAUGAGCUCAAAAAUAUGCAGACAUCUUCAUCUACUCAUCUUUGUUUACCAUUGCAUCUUGCAUGCAACUGCAUUCACUGGCCACAACACGCCUCCAGUAUUUGAUUUCAAAAGAGAGUGGGAGAUUAAAGAAGACUGGGAUAUAGGUACUCGAAUCACCACCGUAAGGACACGUGAUGAAGAUAACGAUCCCAUCGAAUAUGGUAUCGAACCCGCAAAGUAUGUUGAUGGAUCGGAUUAUUUCCAAAUCAACAAGGAUACUGGUGAGGUUUACCUCAAAAAGUCCUUCACAGGCCUGGGCGGAAAUGAUUUUUAUUUAUACGUAACUGCAAAUGAUGGGCAUCAAAUGGCCAAAAUUGAGGUAUACAUCCGAGUACUGGAAGCCCACGGAGCCACUUCUGACCUACCUCUGAAACUGCCCUUCAGCACAACGCGCCCACGUUUACGGCCCUUUCCUCCCUUUGUACCCAGCGCCCCUCACCCCGCCCACCCCUCCUCCUCAGCUUCCAGACCUUUUCGCCACCCCCCUGCGAAAGAAGGGAACACCUCAGCCACCACCUCCUCUUCCCCCUCCUUCAUCCCCUCCCUUGGAGAUCAGCCCCCAGUUCGCGAUGUUCCUCCGGGAGAGGGCAGCGAACAGGCGCAGGGCAGCCAGGGGGCCUUCAUCGCAACCACCGUGCUGCCCAUCGUGGCCGUAACAUUAAUUGGGCCGCUGGUCUUGCUCAGCAUGUACCUCCUGUGGAGACACUGCAACAGAAACGAAAAACUAGUCGCGUUAAAGAAAGCCUCAUCGGGUGUAGCACGUAGAGAAGGGAGUCUCUCUGAAACGGUCGCAUUCAGUUACUCUCCUGCUGCACUCUUGCGACCUGCUACGCCACCUUUUAUCGGAUCAUCGAACUCAACAGGAAACGUCUUGCACAGAGUGGGAAGUGACUUAGACAAAUGGGAAUUUCAGAGGCACCGUUUGCAGUUUAUAGGAAUCCUCGGAGAAGGUUGUUUCGGCCAAGUUUGGAAAUGUCUUGCCCAGGACAUUGGUCCACGUCAAGAAACAGCAACAGUGGCCGUAAAAACACUCAAAGAAAAUGCAACUGAGAAAGAAAAGAAGGAUUUACUUUCCGAGCUAGAAGUGAUGAAACUCCUUGAACCACAUCCAAAUGUUGUUACACUUUUGGGCUGCUGUUCUGAUAAAGAUCCCAUCCUUGUGAUCAUGGAGUUUGUAAGUCGGGGUAAGUUGCAGACAUAUUUAAGAGAAAGCAGAGCAGAAAGACUUUACGGCAACUUACAUGGUAGCAGUAAAAACUUGUCCUCCAGAGACCUGACAACUUUUUCUUACCAAGUUGCCAAAGGAAUGGACUAUCUGGCUAACAAAGGAAUAAUUCACAGAGAUUUAGCUGCAAGAAAUAUUUUGGUUGAUGAAAAUAAAGUGUGCAAAGUAGCCGAUUUUGGAUUUGCUAGGGACAUAAUAGCAAGUCAUGUAUAUGAGAGAAAAUCAGAAGGAAGAUUACCAAUUCGAUGGAUGGCACCAGAAUCACUUUUUGACAAUAUCUAUACAACAAAGACAGAUGUUUGGUCUUUCGGUGUCCUACUCUGGGAAAUUGUCACCUUAGGCUCUACACCAUACCCAGGAUUAAGUGCAAACGAAGUGAUUCGUCGAAUCAGAGAUGGCUACAGAUUAGAAAAGCCAGAGCAUUGCAGACGAGAAAUGUACAACAUCAUGUUUUACUGUUGGGAUAAAGAUCCGAAGCAGAGACCCACAUUUGGAGAGCUUGUCUCUUUGCUAGACAGACUUCUAGUUAGUGAACAUGUUUACAUUGAACUGGAGAGAUUUCCAGAUCACUCCUACUACAACAUCACAGACCUUUCGGGUGAAAAAUUGUGAUAUA